AUGUCCUUCCUACCGGAUCUCCCUUCGGGGUUCGGCCGCGACUCGGCGUACCCGCCGAUGCCGCCACAAAACAUGCUUGAUUCCGGACAGAUGACGCCGCCGGGCGGCCCAUUCCGCGUGGCGCGCGGCGAGAAUUCACCCUCGCCACGCCCUGCGUUUAUGCAGCAGGACGGCGCGCGCUCGCGCGGAAAUAGUCCGUCCAAGCUGGGGCGCACGCACAGCCCCAGCGUACGAGAUGCUGCUCCUGCGCCCCCUCCUGCAUGGGACGUUCCGACGCCGCCCUCGACGAUGCAUGCAUACCCACCGCCGCCGCCCCAGCGCGUGAUUCCCACCAGUCCGCCGCCCGAGCGCCGUGCGCCUGCAGCAGCGCCUGCGGCCUCGUUUGCAUCGGCACCGAGCGCGUCAUCGCGCACGCAGCUACAGCAAAUCCAUGUGCCCUUUCCCGAUACGACCUCUCUUGCCGAGCAGCGCGAGCGUGCAUUUGCGAGCCGCAGCGAUGUCGAUAUUUUGCGCUGGUCCACGCAGGUUCUCAAAUACGUCGAGCGCCUGCAGGCGAGCGGGACGGACAUGGAGGAGCCGGCGAGCCAGUGGCUCGACGAGGCCAUCCUCCAGAUUGUGCAGUUUGCCUCGCACCCAGAGCCGAAGCCCGAGGCGCUGUACGCGCGCGGCGAUCUUCUCGCAAGCGGUGCAUUUCCCACCUACGUCGCAAAAGACCUGCGCGCUGCAUUCAACGACUUUGAGCGCUCCGCACGCAUGGGAUUCGCGCCUAGCUGGUUUAGGAUUGGGCGCGACUACGAAACGCUCAACGAUAUUCCGCGCGCGAGCGCCGCCUAUCUUCGUGGCGCGCAGCGCAAUGAUGUCAGCUCGCUGUAUCGAAUGGGCAUGGCCAACAUCCUUGGCCAGCUGGACAUGCCGGUCUCGAUGCAGGAGGGCGUGCAGUUCCUGCGCAGCGCUGCUGAUUUGUCCACCGUCGACACGCCCCACCCCGCCUACAUCUACGGCCUCCUGCUUGCGGGCGAGCUGAACAGUGUGCAUGUGCCCAUUGCGCUGCUUGCCGAGUCGAGUGCACAGGCGCGCAGUGUUACACGCCCGAUGCUUGCGCCGCGCGCGCGUUCCUAUCUGCAGCGCGCCGCGUACCUCAACCUGAGCUCGGCGCAGUACAAAUGCGGGUGGUGCUACGAGCAUGCCCAGCUUUCUUUCCCUUUUGAUCCGCUGCUCAGCGUGCAGUAUUACAGCGCUGCGAGCCGGGGGGGCGAGCCGGAUGCAGACAUGGCGCUCUCGAAAUGGUUCCUUUGCGGCGCGGAAGGCUGCUUUGACAAGAACGAGUCGCUUGCGUGGACGUUUGCGGAGCGAGCCGCAAAGUACCAUUUGCCCACGGCACAGUUUGCCCUGGGGUACUACCUCGAGGUGGGGAUCGGCACCAGUAUAGAUCUCGACGCGGCCAAGGCGUGGUACAUCAAGGCUGCCGCGCAAGGAAACGACGACGCCAAAAGCCGUCUCGAGGCGCUGCAGCGCUCGCAAGACGCGCUCUCGCGUACACAGCAUCAAGCGUACCUGCAAUCGCGCAUGUACGACGAGCAUUUAUUGGCGCGUGGUCGCUCGGCGAACCAUGGGCGUGCGCCGCAGGCAGGUGGGAAUCCAGAGCUGGUGCGCAAGCAAACAAUGCGCAUGGUCGACGAAAGUGUGCGCGACAAGGAUGCGCAAGAGCGUCGCGACGAUACUGCGCGUGCACAGACGCCUGUGCGGAAUGCCCGCGCAGAUGCGCCCAAGCGCGGUCCCACCACCUUUUCCGAGAUGGGCUACCAGCCCAAGCCCGAGCGCGAAUGCACCAUUAUGUAG
Malassezia vespertilionis is the source of this 1839-nucleotide messenger RNA. RefSeq lists its product as uncharacterized. The transcript has a single exon. Gene Ontology annotation, molecular function: protein binding. Lineage: Eukaryota; Fungi; Basidiomycota; Malasseziomycetes; Malasseziales; Malasseziaceae. The record is from RefSeq and is a predicted model, not a curated record. The coding region runs from base 1 to 1839 and encodes 612 amino acids.